GCAUGCCAAGGACGCAGACUUUAUUUGCCCUCGUCCUCCAGACCUAAACAGAGAUUGCCUUGAUCCCCACAGUGAAAGGCUUUCGGGCCGUCCAAGUACCGCUGUCUAGAAAGGCUAGGUACGGUCUGCCAAGAGCUGCAAGAGACAACAGGCCUUCGACGAGAAUAUAGCUUAAAACUAUCUCUCGCCUCCCCGAUACAAGUCAAGCUUCCAUGCGGUUUAGACGCUUUCAUGCUUCACCCAACUGUUUGCGCUCGUUCGAAGUUGUCUAUCGUUCACAAUACUCAGGGUUAGACAAGAUCAUCGACGGAUCAACUCCUAUCUUCACCUCAAGUAAAUCAGGUCAAAUUCGCCAUCACGGAGUACGCGAACAUGCUGUCUAAUCCACUUCAACGGUUUUCUCCGUACCAUGCAUUGCCAUCUAAUACACUGCUUUCGAAUGCUCAUGUGCCUGGGGGCCACCUCCACGCCGCUAGUCUAGAAACCUUCGGCCACGGAUCGCAGUAUACUCUUCAGCACCUUCAACAACACGUAGGAGUUCAUGCACCUCAUCUAGCCCGAGCACCACAACCUAAGCACCGCCAACAUCCUUAUGGGGGUCCGAGCACGAGGGCCACUGGGACAGCUGGCCCCAUCAGAAGAAGGAUAAGCAGGGCGUGCGACCAAUGCAAUCAACUGAGGACUAAGUGUGAUGGACAGCACCCUUGUGCCCAUUGCAUAGAAUUUGGACUGGGCUGUGAGUAUAUUCGAGAGCGAAAGAAGCGAGGCAAAGCCUCUCGUAAGGAUCUAGCCCAGCAAGCUGCGGCCCAGGCCGCCGCCUCUGCCGCCCAGAAUGGAGAUAAAUCGCCAAAUCCGAAUGACGAUAACGAGCCUUCCGCAGAGCAUCAAACGGAUAGUACGUCCUCUGUAAAGCCAGAGUCGCAAACGAACUCCAGUGAAAAGGCGCUCAACGACAUCAACGAAGAUGCCAUCCAACGCAGCCAAAGGACGGGAAGUCUUGACAGUUUAGCAGAUCUUAGUUCUCAUCAACCUCAUGUGACAGGGCACCCAGGAGGAAUGGAUGGGGACAGACUCGACAGCCCUACUUCUUUAGAUCUGAAUGGAUAUGGGAACGUUCAGAACCCAUACGAUAGGCCAGUCAUGGGACAUUUAAUGGGGGGACCAACACACAACGGAUACGGCUCUAAUCAAGGCAAUCUCUCCUCGAACUACCCCGAGAUUCCUUAUGGACUGCAGACACAAAGCCCUCCUAGCUACUCGACCAACCCUCAACAGACGUUUCGGAUAGGUACUAGCCCGCUCAGCGCAUACCCCAUUGGUGGGGAGCCUACGUCGCCGGGAUGGAUGUCGAUGUCCUCACCUCCUCCGCAGUUCCAAUCCCACAUUCCGCAAAACAACUAUCACCACCAGCUGAGGUACCCAGUUCUCAACCCACUGAUACCCCAUCUCGGAAACAUCAUUCCCGUUUCGCUGGCUUGUGACUUGAUCGAUUUGUAUUUUGCUAGCUCAUCCUCAGCUCACGCACACCCCAUGUCACCUUACGUUCUCGGCUUCGUCUUUCGAAAACGGUCCUUUUUACACCCGAGCAAGUCGCGCCAGUGCCAACCAGCAUUAUUAGCAAGUAUGCUCUGGGUGGCAGCACAAACGAGCGACGCCCCAUUCCUAACCAGCGUUCCCUCUGCCAGGGGUAAAAUAUGCCAGAAACUUCUCGAGCUGACUGUUAACCUGCUUAAGCCAUUGAUCCAUACGCCGUCAGGAGAGGCUUCGCCCGUCUCUAGUCCAGUAAUAGACGGUGUGGCAUUAGGGGGGUUGGGAGUUGCUCUUCCCGGUUCGAUGAGCUUAGAAAACCUGACGGGAGAAUCCGGGGCUUUCGGUGCUGCGGGAACACUAGACGACGUGGUCACUUAUAUCCAUCUAGCUACCGUAGUUUCAGCGAGCGAAUAUAAGGGAGCUAGCCUCCGGUGGUGGAACGCCGCGUGGUCUUUGGCGAGAGAAUUAAAGCUGGGCCGAGAACUUCCGUAUAGCCCUCCUUCGAUGGUGCAAGGAAACAGUGGAAACGAAGUCGAUGCAGACGGCGAGACAGAGGAUGGAUUAGGCAACAACACGACCCCCGGAACCGUCAGCGAAGAGGAGCGCGAAGAGCGAAGGCGUAUCUGGUGGCUCACGUAUGUCGUGGACCGCCACUUGGCACUAUGCUACAACCGGCCGUUGUUCCUCCUGGAUAUCGAGUGCGAGGGUCUUCUCCAGCCCAUGGAUGACACCGAAUGGCAAAACGGGAACUUCCACUCCAGCACGACAGAUCCGGCCUUGGCAGAGCAAUCCGGACCCGAUGGGAGCCGGGUUCGGGGGCCUCACUUCGAAUGCACCGGCCACAGCAUCUUCGGCUACUUUCUCCCCCUGAUGACUAUUCUGGGCGAGAUCGUCGACCUGCACCACGCGCGCAACCACCCACGGUUCGGCAUCGGAUUCCGCUCCGCGCGCGAAUGGGAUGACCAGCAAGCGGAGAUCGUGCGGCACCUCGAGUCGUACGAGCAGAGCCUGAAGAAGUUCGAGCAGCGGCACUUCAACGCCAGCUCCGAGGACAAGAACGAGCAGGCGGCCACGCUGGAGAUGCCAUCGGAGCUCGACCAGAUCGGCUCGCCGUCGGGGCGCUCAGUGCACACGAGCUCCUCGCGCAUGACGGAGUCGGACAUCCAGACGCGCAUCGUCAUGUCGUACGGCACGCACGUCAUGCACGUGCUGCACAUCCUGCUGACCGGGAAAUGGGACCCCAUCAACCUCCUCGACGACAACGACCUCUGGAUCUCGUCGCAGGGCUUCAUCACCGCGACCGGACACGCCGUCUCGGCCGCCGAGGCCAUCAGCAACAUCCUCGAGUACGACCCGGGCCUCGAGUUCAUGCCCUUCUUCUUCGGCAUAUACCUCCUCCAGGGCUCGUUCCUGCUGCUGCUCAUCGCUGAUAAGCUCCAGCUCGAGGCUUCGGCGAGUGUUGUUCGCGCGUGUGAGACGAUCAUCCGCGCGCAUGAGGCGUGUGUUGUCACGCUGAAUACGGAGUAUCAGCGGAACUUCAGCAAGGUAAUGCGCAGUGCUCUCGCCCAAGUCCGCGGCCGCGUGCCCGAAGACCUCGGCGAGCAACACCAGCGCCGCCGGGAACUUCUGGCGCUGUACCGGUGGACGGGCGAUGGCACCGGCUUAGCCUUAUGAGCUACCUAGGCACCUAGGUGUCUAUCUGUCUGGGUAAGGUACCUGCUAUACAAUGUAGUCUUUCAAUGUACAUAAAUGUAGACACAUAAGGGGGGAUUGGAGAAGGGGGGAAAGGGGGUUGGUGUCAGGCGUUUGUGAUUGAUUACCUACUUACAUCUACGGGGCUAUAUUAAAAACGGACAAUGGGGGGUUGGUGUGUGGUGUGGCCUUGCUUGGUUGCUUGUUUUGUUUUGCCCUUUAAAGCGGUCCCUACCUAGCCUACCUACAUAUGUGUGUGUAUGAGGCAGAGAGGCAUGCUAGAAAUGAACGAUUCCUGAGAUAUGAUUAGUGAACUGGGUUUGGAACUACAUGUAUGUAUGGUUAUGAUUUAAUGUUGGAUGGAAAUGUAGCGAAUAUCUUUUCUUUUUCUUCUUCUUCUUGGGUCGCUCAGAGUAAGGAGUUGCGAAUACAUACAUACCUACUAGGUACAUUAUGAAUAAUAGGUACUAUCUACAGACACCCUGCCUAGGUAUCUAGAUAA
Hypoxylon fragiforme is the source of this 3724-nucleotide messenger RNA. RefSeq names its product transcriptional activator xlnR. The record is from RefSeq and is a predicted model, not a curated record. NCBI's taxonomy places the organism in Eukaryota, Fungi, Ascomycota, Sordariomycetes, Xylariales, Hypoxylaceae. Gene Ontology annotation, molecular function: DNA-binding transcription factor activity, RNA polymerase II-specific; zinc ion binding; DNA binding. The transcript is spliced from 4 exons. Gene Ontology annotation, biological process: regulation of DNA-templated transcription; DNA-templated transcription. The coding region runs from base 373 to 3204 and encodes 943 amino acids.